AUGUCGACUUGCCAGAACCUCCCCCGUCUCACGGAUUCUAUCCACCCAUUCGUGUCAAAAAGCUACCUCGAACAACGACCACCACUCUUGCACAGUUGCGCCUCCUUAGCGCGCUGUUCGAAGUCCGAGUUCAUCCUCGCCUCUGGCAUCGAGCAGCUUUCCGCUCAACGUUCCUUUCACUCCGACCGCACUGCUUCCCAUGACACGCCUGCACCUCGCGCUCGCUCCAUAGCUCCUAGUGGUAACUCGGCGGCAGAGCAGCCCUCGGCCCACUUGAUCACCAUGCAGCAACGCACCGAGGCAGCGAGAGUGACCCUGCCGCCCCUCACCGCGCUUACCGCUUCCAUCAUCCCAGACCAGCGACGUCACCUUCGGUCCCCCAAGAACGCCGUGUCACACGACCUCGGCAUAUUUGACCGUCCAGGGCCGUCGCACGAAGACGAGACGUUAAGAGCCGGCCUGAAGGCCCCCAGCGCAAGUGCAAGCUUUUUCCGACCGUUGUCUGAUCGCCGCCAUCCUGCCGACGAUAUCGCCACUUCUGCGUCCCGAUCCAUCUCGAACUCCUCGCACCCGCCGACGAGUGACGGACCGCAUUCACACAGCUCGGCACCAGAACCUCCAUCCUCGCGCACCGCGCGCCACCUUCAAGUUUCACCGCCAUCAAUGUUGCAUACCAGCCGCGCGCCUCUGGACUCCGGCCGCCCCCGAGCUUAUUCGUCCCCUCACAGGCCCAAAUUGCCCAGCCAGGAAAGGAGGUCGUCUCUUGCUGCCGACCAUUCCAAUUUGGAUCGUCUCUUGGACGGUCUCAUCUACGUGCAGGACAUCAACAGACGUCUCGGACUCAGCACCGGGCGCCCGCCGUCGCCGUCAAUCUUGCGAAGCUCCGAGGCUCUGCGCAUGUUGCGCAACAACAUUCAAGCAGAGCUCGAGUGUAUGGCCGAGUUUUCCCAGAGCCGCGCACAGUCAGUCGCACAACACCUUGAGAUCCCCUUUUCCUCGUCGACUUUCUCAAGCGCACGUCGAGAUGGAUCAUCGCACCAAGGCACCCCUGCGAUGAUGCGGCCGAUAGACCCCCGGCCUCCCUGGGAUGCUUCUUGGCCAGCUGUCGACCCCGCAGAGAGGCCACCCUCCUCCCUUGGACGGCUCACCCUGGAGGAUCAGCGCCGUGAAAUUGCAUACCGGCAUCCUCUUCCAGAGCGCGAGGUGGAAUUCGAAGAUGGUCCUAGCGAGCUGCGCGCGAGCGGCCUCAGCAUGCAUGCCAACCAUCUGAUCCAUCACGACCCGACGCUCCGCUCGAUCUCUCGAUCGGCCUCUUUCGAACAGCCCCGAGCUAUUCAGCGUCGUCAGGCCGACCAUAGCCACUACGACCACGGCACUUUUCCGGAUUCGUCCCGGCCAGGAAUGGAAUACAGGCCACCGCACGACCACUCGAUUCAGCACGCCUACGCGCACGGUGGGCCAACGUACCUUCCACAUGCCCAGGAAACCCGUCAACAGCAGCAGUUGGAGCUGCUGGAUCGCAGGAGGCUGACCGGCAAAGGAAUGAAGAGGGUCAGGAAACGCAAGAACGAACACCAUCAGGAGUGUCUUGGAUGCCAGGCAAAGGAGACACCCGAGUGGCGCAAGGGUCCAAUGGGUCCACGUACCUUGUGCAACGCUUGCGGACUUCUGUACGCCAAGAUCUCCAAGCGGAAGCUGCAGGAAGCCGAAGCAGCUGCCAAAGCUACUGGGAGGACUGCAGAGGAAAUCGUGCGCGAGCGCGAGGAAUCGCCAGGAGCCAAGCAAGCUAGCCUGGAGGCUUUGCGUGCGGAGCUCAACGUAGCCAAUGGCGCGCGUCAACGCGCAAGCACCGCCUCCUUCCCCGCCACCUCGACCGGCGUCCCGUAUGGCUAUCACUUGGAGCCAGCAGCUACGCACACAAGCGACACCUGCACUGGCCCGAGCGAAUCGACACGCCCAACCUCCUCUGGACAUGCCCGGCCGACCCAGCCUCUUCUCGAUGUGCAGCCUUCUCGGCCUCCUCAGGAUUAUGAUCUGGCUUUCUCGCAUGAGCGAAGGCCCCUUCAUCAUGGUGUCCUCGUGCCCAGCUCGGCCGACCCAAGUGGUGCGGCAGAUCUCAGAGAUUUGCGCCCUGUUAGCAGCAGCGGCAUGCGAGCACGUCCGGCCGCUCAGGUUCCACUUGAUGCUCCGCGAAGGUGGGCAGACGAUUCCUACGUGGGAACCGCUUCGGCCGCUCCGCACGCGCCAGAGAAUGUCGAUCGCUUCGUGCAUCCACAGAGCACAAUGACCCGAUGCGGCUAUCCGAAGGAAGGCGUCAGGGUAGCAUCGGAUCACUCCGCGUUUCGUGAUAGCAGUCCGCCUCUGCUGUCGUCAUCCUCUUCCUCUGUCGCUUUCAGAAGAGGAUCUUCGGCGGCGAUGCUGGAAGACGGGAUGUACGGGCCAUUCUCCACGACCGCAGCUGACCACCGCGAGCGUCGACAUGGAUCGCCUUCCUUUGGCACGUCUUCGCCCUCGCCGCCUCAGCGCUACAGGCAGCUUCCGCCACAGCCUUUAAGUGCUCGUCGCCAUCAUCCUUACCUGUAA
This is a messenger RNA of Moesziomyces antarcticus, 2583 nucleotides long. RefSeq lists its product as uncharacterized. The record is from RefSeq and is a predicted model, not a curated record. Lineage: Eukaryota; Fungi; Basidiomycota; Ustilaginomycetes; Ustilaginales; Ustilaginaceae. The transcript has 2 exons. Bases 1 to 2583 code for a protein of 860 amino acids. Gene Ontology annotation, molecular function: sequence-specific DNA binding; zinc ion binding. Gene Ontology annotation, biological process: regulation of DNA-templated transcription.